ACAUUUAGGAUAUUUAGGAUAAAGGAGAGACGUUUACCUAAAUGAAAUGAUAAUAAUGAUAAUAUUCCAUACGUGUUAGACGUGAUAAACAGAUCAUAACCCUACUAUAAAAAAGGUAAAGUUCACCCAAAAAUUUAAAAUUAUUUCAUUUAUUCAUCCUCAUGUCAUUUUAAACCUGUACGAGUUUCUUCUUCAGAACACAAAAGAAGAUAUUUUGAAGAAUGUGGAUAAUCAAACCACACCCCAUUGAUUUCCACAAAACCACAGAGACAUUUCUCAAAAUAUCGUUCCACUGAAGAAAUACUCACAUGCAGAUUUACAAACACAUGAGGGGGAAAAAUGAUGUUCAUUUUGAGCUGAACUAUACCAUUCAACAUAAAUAUAACGUUUUUAAAUAAUAAAUGUUGAUAUUAUUAGCUUUUACAUUUUUUCAUCCAUAUAUGUAUAAAUCUGUCCUAUAUCCAAGGUCAGUCGUUACUUAAUCGUACACACAAUCGUACUCUUCUUCACGUGAUUUAUUUACUCUGUCUGGUAUUAGUUGGGGGGGUAGAUGGGUGACACUUAUUUAGCCACAGUGAAAGCACUUCACAUGCAGCUGCUCCGGUGUGCAGACAGACACACACACAGACAGACAGACAGACCGACAGACAGACAGUGAUGUCCUCAUCAGGUAAUGUCUCAAACUUCACCAACAGGUUCGCGCAGCCUCCGUGGCGCGUGGCGCUCUGGUCGCUAGCGUACGCGUUGGUUUUGCUCGUGGCCGUGACGGGAAACCUGAUCGUAAUCUGGAUCAUUGUCGCCCACAAGCGGAUGAGAACGGUCACCAACUACUUUCUGCUUAAUCUGGCGGUGUCGGACGUGUCCGUGGCCGCUCUCAACGCACUCGUGAACUUCGUGUACGCGGCGCACGGCGACUGGUACUUUGGUGAUGCGUAUUGCCGCUUCCAAAACUUCUACCCGGUAGCUGCGGUGUUUGCGAGCAUCUACUCGAUGAGCGCCAUCGCCUUAGACAGGUACAUUGCGAUCAUCCACCCACUGAAGCCCCGCCUCUCUGCAACAUCUAGCAGAUGCGUGAUCGUGUUGGUGUGGAGUCUGGCUGUGACUCUGGCGUUUCCUCUGUGUUAUUACUCCACCACUCGAGUGAUUCCACACCGCACGCUGUGUUACGUGGCCUGGCCGAGACCCUCACACAACUCCUUCAUGUAUCAUGUGAUCGUGGCAGCGCUGGUUUAUGUUCUGCCUCUAGCUGUGAUGGCCGUCACUUAUACCAGGGUCGGACUCACUCUUUGGGGGGGUGAAAUUCCAGGACAUUCCUCAGAAAAUUUCCAGGAUCAUCUUCAGGCAAAGCGGAAGGUUGUGAAGAUGAUGGUGAUUGUGGUGGUGACAUUCGCUGUGUGUUGGUUUCCUUAUCACGCGUAUUUCAUCGCGACGGGUCUAAAGCAAGAGCUGAAUAAAUGGAAGUGGAUCCAGCAGAUUUAUCUGUCUGUGCUGUGGCUCUCCAUGAGUUCCUCAAUGUACAACCCCAUCAUCUACUGCUGCCUGAACAGCAGGUUCCGUGCUGGGUUCCAGCAGGUCUUCCGCUGGUGUCCUUGCAUCCAGGUAUCAGACUAUCAGACUGAGUUAGAGGUGCAGACGGCACGUUUCCAGCAGCACCGGCAGAGCAGUCUUUACACAGUGGCACGUGCAGACUCGUGCCCCGAAGCGAGCAGCACUCGGCGCAAGAGCUCGUACACCAGUCACCGUGGCGGCAUCAACGGUCACCCGCAGCUGAAUGCAGUUUUUACAUAGUCACUAGUGGUUGACCGAUAUGAGUUUUUUUAAGGGCUGAUAUUGAAAACGAUUUCUCUUAUAUAUCGCUUUACUUUACGAAUAGUCAGUCAUUGAAAGAGUUGAGCUGAGGUCACAAAUCAGAUAUUUGUAUUAAAAUAUCUCAAUUCAUAUGUGCUUUCAUCAAACCCCAGUAGAAUUACCACAUAUUGUCCAUUGUGUUUCCAUUCUGAUUGAAUUAUCAAAUGAAAAAAGGAUUCACAUUAUGUCUUUAGAUGUCAUUAGAGGUUCCCGUAUUUACCUAUUAACUUUUUUUGUAAAGAUACACAGUGGUGUUCAAUAGAUAUCUAAAGAUAUCAAAAUAUCUAAAACUUCCUUAAUCAAUAAGAACUUGACAAGAGAAGUGACCUGAGACAUUUAGUCUUCACUCUAAAAAAUGCUGGGUUAUUUUCAAUCCAGCAUUGGAUCAAAAAUGGAUGAACCCAACCCACUGGGUUGUAAAUUAACCUAUGCUGGCUCAUUUUAACCCAUUGUAGGGUCAAAUAUAAACCAUUUGGCUAAAUUUAACCCAAUGGUUGGGGUCAUCCCUUUUGACCCAAUGCUGGGUUGAAAAUCAUCCAGAAUUUUUAGAGGGUUGUUUUAUGAGAAAUAAUAAAAGUAAGUAAGUUUAUGGUAAAAAACCUGUCAAUGGGGUAAGAAAAAUAAACUUUAACUAGGUACUUGAAAAAAAAGUUUAUUUUUCUCACCCCAUUGACAGAUUUUGACUUGUUUUUUACCAUAAACUUACUUCAUUUUUAUAAACUUCCUUAUUUCUAAUAUUUUCUUUCAUAAAACAAGACAAAAUUGAUCUUGAAUCACUUUUCUUGUCCAAAAAGUUUAUCUUGAUUAGAGAAUGUUUAGAUAUUCGUACUAGAAAACAAGAGAAAAAUGUUUAGUAAGAAUGUCGUUUUUUGCCAUGUAGGCUAAGAUGGACAUUAUUUCUAUUUGGAUCGGAUGACUCACUCACUGGUGCAUUUUGGUUUUGUACAAGUUUUAUCAGUACCCUGGGGAUCGAACCUGCAAUCUUUGCAUUGCUAUCAUCCCACCAAUUGAGCUACAGGAACACAUUUCUGUGAAAUAUUUAGUUUAACGUUUCAUUUUCAUUUUUAAUGAAAAUUUGUUAUAAAUUUUGAAUGACUGUAAAGUAAACUCAGAUAUUUGGAUCCCACUGUCAGUAUAGUUAUUUUUAUUUGUUAGUUUUUUGACCUAUUAUGAAGUGUUUUUACUGCUAAAUACAUGUUCGGAUCUGUAAUGUGCAGAUUGUUUUGUGGCAGCUGUAUAAUCCUGUUGGCAGUGUGUAGUGUCCCAUUUCUUUUCAUUGAUCUGAUCACAGUAGUGUCUGAUACAUCCCAGUGAACUGCUAGACCCGUCUGAACACAGUGAAGACAGAUCAUGUGUGUGCUAGAUUAAAGUUCAGGUAUGUUUUUGGACUGGUUUUUGUGCACAAGGACAGCAGAUGAAACACUGAAGAGCUGACAGGUUGAUCUGUGUAGAACUUUUGUACAGAAAGCUGAAGCAACCUUCAUGUCGCUAACCAAAAACUUUGCACAGAAAUCACAACCUGUUGGGUGACAACAGAUCGGUGGAGACCUCCAGUCUGAUACACUUAAGUGCUGGCUGAUGCCUCUGUUGUUUUUAAUGCUUUCUUUUUUAUAUCCUCAUUUUUUCUUUAAAAGUGUAUUGGUUCAGUGUUUAUACCAAAAGUGUUCAAAUAAAGUGUUGUGCUGUG
This is a messenger RNA of Triplophysa rosa, 3535 nucleotides long. RefSeq names its product neuromedin-K receptor. The transcript is spliced from 5 exons. Gene Ontology annotation, cellular component: plasma membrane; sperm midpiece. The coding region runs from base 658 to 1788 and encodes 376 amino acids. NCBI's taxonomy places the organism in Eukaryota, Metazoa, Chordata, Actinopteri, Cypriniformes, Nemacheilidae. Gene Ontology annotation, molecular function: tachykinin receptor activity. Gene Ontology annotation, biological process: positive regulation of flagellated sperm motility; G protein-coupled receptor signaling pathway. The record is from RefSeq and is a predicted model, not a curated record.